GUUUAUAAGCUAGGUGCAGCCAUUAACUAUCUGCCGCCGUGGAAAACUUCCUUCAUUGAUCGCGUUGCAAAGGUUUUUCAGUGAUUAAAAACAAUCAUGAGUGGCUUGGUGAAACCAAAGCAAUAUGACUGGAAAGAUUCUAACCUUGCCAUGUUUGGUAGCGACGAAGAGAAAAAGGUGAGUUCUCUUACAAGAGCAAAAAAGUUAUUAAAGUUUGAAAUGCGAGAAAUCCUCAGUAUAUCACAAAUAACAUCUAUAACGAUGAUUCUUGUUUUUAUGUAGUUAAAAAAAUCUGCCGCCAUGAAAGAGCCGGCAUGGACAGGAUGCGAAAAUUUCGAAGGUACAAAAAUCUGGAGGAUUGAAAAGUUUAAGGUGACAAUAAUUUUUCUACAAUUUGCACUCGUAUUAUGGCAGCUUGCCUCAAUUGCAGUUUCAGUCAAGAUCUCGUGAUUACUCAAACGUGAUUCAAUUCUAACUACGUUAAAAAUGUGAUAGCGUGCGAAAAUCAUCACUAAUUUCUUAAGAGCAAGAUAAAUCUUUUAUUUUCUUUUUAUUCCACUGAAUCAAAAUUUAGAAACUAUUCAAGUAUUUUUAGAAGUUUCUCAACAUUUCUCUGAUUUGCACCAUAAAAGGAAAAAUAUAAAAAUCUCCCACGAGCAGAGAGACUUCCUGUGGCGUCUUUCUUUGAAGCCAUCGCAAACAAGUGUUUUUUCUUUCAAAAGUCAAAAAAACAAAUUACCAUAUUUGGUGGGGAUUUCUUGUUAGAAUAAAUCACCUCUCUUUAUUGUCGCCGUCUUGAAAACUAAAUUUUCCAAGACUCUUAAAAAAUGAAAUUUUGAUGAAUAAAACAAGAAAGCAUGCUUGACAAGUCUGCAGUAAGGGACGAAAUGUUGCUACAUCUGAUCAUUGCAACAUGUUACAGAGACCGGUUGAACUUCUGAUUUGGUUGAACUGAUCACCAAAGAACACUUACCCUGAUCGUUAACAUAUUUUCAAAACGGCUAUUUUUGAUAAACGUAUGCAGACCAGUAAGAAGAAUUUGAACAAGGAUGUCGCAGGGUUAAUUUUAUUUCUCUAGCCUUACCUAUUCUGUUUUUUUCUUAAUGCGCAGGUCAAAGACUGGCCAAAGUCAGAAUAUGGAAAAUUUUUCGACGGUGAUUCUUACAUAAUUCUUCACAGUGAAAAGGAUCCAGACUCAAAUGUGCGUUAACUUAUCUUAUCUAGAAGUAACCAGCUCGCUUUCGGAGUGUUAAUACAAGGUCUUACCAACAUAUUACAACAAUGAAUUUUGGUCGCUGUUACAUAAGUUACAAAAUAUGAUAAAUGAAAAUCACUAUAAAGGAGUGAAACCGUUUGUCAACAAUUAUCUUUCAGACCUUUCUUCGUUUUAUGAAUUGUGUGGGUUUUUUAAAAAGUGUAAACUUGCGCGCAACUUAUGGUUUAUGCACUUUGCAACUUUUUUACCAGUUUAAUAUUUCCCUUUCUUUAGGAGUUAGACUUCGAUGUUCAUUUCUGGAUUGGCGGUUCCUCCACCCAAGAUGAAUAUGGGGCUGCAGCUUACAAAACUUUAGAGCUGGACACAUAUGUAAGAUAAUUACUAUUGAUUAAAAGCUCUCGUCAAGAGAUAUCUCAGCUAAAUAGUGCUCUUUAAGGCAAACGAGCGUGUAUAACGGCCAAAAAAAAAGCAUAGCACCAAAAACAGAAACAAAACUUUGGCAUUGCAACCAGUUUACCGUGGCUUGCUUUAAUCGCACGAAAAUGAUGAGGUUGCCGAUGAGAUUUCCUUCCAGAUGUCGUUUUACGGAAACUUAAUCGCAAAAGAAACAUCUGAACCCUAAAAGUGUCUGGCUACUGACGGGAAAGUGAAGAUAGAGAGUCUGUAUGAGAGUUCCUACUGAGUUUUGGUGAGGGGCGUGCGUUAAGAUGGCCUCCAAUAUAUUUCAGACUAGCAAAAACGGGGCGCUCAAUUAAUUAAGUUAGCUUUUAUCACGAGCACAAAUAUUCACCUUUGAUCUAUUUUUUCUUUAGCUGGAUGACAAAGCUGUUCAGCAUCGUGAAGUUGGUGGUAAAGAGUCAGAAGAAUUUCUUGGUUAUUUUGGUGGAAAAAUCACCAUUGAGGAGGGCGGGUAAGUGGAUAAAGCAAUAUCAACAACUCCAUAUCCUGUUGAAGCCCGAGCCAAACUUUGAAGGGAAAGAGAUAUCUUAGAUACACAGAGAAUUGAAAGUUAUCAUUAUCAUAUUACGCUGAUGACAGUGUGGAAAUUUGGUAUAUUUCUAGGUCCUAUCAAACUGCUAUUACAUCAAUUUAAAGAACCACUUAAGUUAUAGUUGCAAGUCGUAACUGCAAAAAAACGUAAACCGUGAAAUUAAAAUGAAAUGAAAAUAAAGACUCGUCAUUUAAUGCUACAUGUAAAACAAUGAAAAAACACAAACACAGUUACAAUGGAAACGAACUAGUGAGAAAAGAAAAAAGACAAAAUAUUAUUCAACUUUUCCAGCACUUUGUCUGGUAUGGAGACGAAAGAGUCCGACGCACAAUCUAUCUGUAAAUUUAUACGCAAAUCGAACUUAUUGCGUAAGUUCUGCACUAUAUGGUCAUGUGACCGAAACGGCGCGAGUUUUGUGCCGCGCAAACUGAUUUGGCUCCGGUCACGAAUGACAAGAAGCUCUGAGUGCUGACAUUUCAGAUAAUCUUUCAGUUAUUAGUGAUCGGGAUCUCAUGGGAGAAUGUUGAAAUUUGUGAUUAUUCUUUUACAGAAUUGAUUCCGGAUUUAACCAUGUAGUGCCAAGCGAAGAAAGACUACCUUUCACGAGGAACCUUUUGAAACAUUUUAAGAAAAUACCAAACAAGGAAGGGGUAAGAAAACUUCUGCUAAUUGAAGUCAUCAAGCUUUUCAAUGUUUCGUCUCCUGUUUUCAAGUAAACUGAACCAGUUUUUUUCCCUUAAACUUUUAAUUUGCUUUCCACGGUGAAAAUCAAUCAAUUGGUGUCUCAGUUACAUAGAAUAGGGUGAUUCCUUAUCAAAACCUCCCACCGGGUUACAGUAUAAUCUUUCAAACAUGCAGGAAUAUUCUAUGUCUUUUAUCGAUCUGAAAUGACACCGUGUUCUUUUUUUUGUGUGAAAACAUUAGAAGAUGGAGUAUCACGCGGUGGAUAUGCCAUACACUCAAAAGAAUCUGUGUUGUGAUGAUGGGUAUGUGGUGAUCUUCUCAGAAGACAAAAUGUAUCAGGUAAUCUUACUGACAUCUUAAAUAAAAAUAUGUCCUAUUUCUCCACAAGGGAACCACUGUAAAUAGUUAGCACUUUCCUCAAAAUUAUUUAAAUUUCCUCAACACAAACUGUUCUAUUUCAUAAUAACAAUUGAGGAGAAUUCAGGCUUUUCAUCACAAUUCCAUGUGGCUGAAAAGAACUCUGCAGACACAUAAAUAGUUAUACUCUUUUAGCUCUCAAGUGGAAUUAUGGCAGCACGCCUUGUACUUGAAUCUCUUAUUUGUUCUUUUGUCAAUUUUUUCACAGGUCAAGGGCAAAAAUGCCAAAAUUGAUUCCAUUUGCCCAUUCAAUGAGUGGAUGUCUGUUCAAAAGGUAUGACCAAAAAGAUUAAAAAACAAAUUGACCAUUCAAUCACGGAUUGUCAUUUGAUCUGAAAGGAUUAAAGUGAUUCCUGAUUAUUCUUUUUCCUUCCUUAGCAUGAGCAUCCAAGAGCUAAGCUACAAGUUUAUGGUAAGUUUCAUCUUUUUCAACUUUUACGUCCCAAGUGCACGGUUACCUUCUCAUGUCUAUUCUCCUUAAAGGAAGAAUGCCAUCAAAACAAAUAUUUUUAUAAACAGCACUUUCUCUAAGCUAAAACCCACGUUAAUUUCUUAAAGGAAGAUGAUUAAUUAUAAUAUCAAAGGAAAUUUUCAGUUAAAGUGGGAAGUAAUCUAUGAUUGCUGGAAUUGGCUCUGUGUCACAUUGGUUUAUUUUAAUUGACCGAAAAAAUGUGGCCUCCUUCUUUACUAAUCAGAGGCAAACCUAGUCGUGUUUGACACUUUUCCAUUUUUAUUGGCCUUUGAGGUACCACAGUCAGCCAAAAUGCAUUCAAAAGCAAGUUGCUAGUUGAUGUCUAAAAGCUCAAGCAUAACGUCUGCUAUAAAAACCUUAGCUUAAGUGUUGUAUUAGUAAAAUUGCCACUAUUUUUUUGCCUAUUGGUCUCAUCUACCAUUGUUGUGUUAACGAAAGACGUCAGUAAUGUCUCACUCGUUUUUGACCAGCAAAAAUAAUUUUCUUUCUUUCAGAGAGUCUGAACGAGCUUUUUGGCACUGAAGUUUACAAGGUACCAAACAAUUGAUUUUUCGCAGGAACUUAUUAUCACUAACAAUGAUUUGUUUUGUCACUAAUUAUGAUGAUGAUAAUGCUUUUUUAUCUCCAUUCUGAGUACAAUCUCUCACGAUUCAGUUUCAUGUUUAGGGUCAGUAUUUCAUUUCCCUUCAAAAGCACGCCUGCCUGAGCACAGGCAAAGUUCUUCUACAAUUAAUAACUCAAGAGGGUUAUAUUUUCAUGAUGGAAACACAUCCUUCAGACUUCAUUUUAAGGCUAUGCUAUGGGAAAAAAAAACACUGAAAAGUUUGAAACUAAGCUGUCCAUAGCUACUAAUCAGUAAUGUGCUUCACUUUAUUUCACUUCAUUUACUUCUUUUUCUGUGAAGACGAAUGUGAUAGUUUUAGCCUUUGUGCAUUGUCUGCCUUGCUUUGGAGCUUUGACAAUCAUUCAUAUCAAGUAGAAGGCAGUCCUGUGCGCUAUUUCAAGGACAUGACUAGUUGAAGUAAAUUUAGGAUCCAUCCUAUAAUUAACAAAAACUCUGUUCAUUUUUUUAUUAUUCACAGGAUUUAUUUCCCUUUCACAGAACGAAAGUAAAUUUUGUAAGACAAGCUUUUUAAAUAAGUUAUUUUGCUGAUUCUGAACCUCUUACCAAGCUACAUGAAUCUACAAUUUAACAGCAACGUUUGGAAAGUUCAUUACAUCACUGAAUCUAAUUUUUCUUUUUUUUUUUCUACAGAAUGCUCCAGCCGAUUUUGUGGUGAAGUUGAUCAGGUUACACUAUUAAUAACUUUUUAUUCUACGGCUCAAAAAUCAACAUUUAGGAUGUUGAAAAUCAGUGGUAGAUGCUUAUUAGACCAAUGAUUUUAGCUUCAGGCAGCAAAUAAAAGCACAAUUUUAUUUGCAGAAGAAAGCUGCAUAAUUUGCACCAUUCAGUAAUAUAGUGUAAUCCAAAAGGAUGAUGAACAUAUGCCAAAAUAGGUUACAAAGUAGCGUUCGCGAUAUAACUCAAAUAAUCCCCUUUUGGAUAAAACGCAGUAAGUAAAAGAUGGAAGAAGAAUUCACAAAAUCCAGAGGAAACGUUAACUUACUUACUCAAAUACGAUUAUUGGUCGAGGGUGCCAGCCGCUUUGCACCGUUAACUGACUCUCUGUAACCUUGUAAAGCAUUCAAUGUUUAAUAUCAGGCCCGGUGCACAUUUAGAAAGGUGUUUGGCACAUACAAAAUAUUUGAAGUAUAUCUUGCUAAAUUGUAACGACCUUGGCCUUUUUCAGAGUCCUCACCGAUAAAAGUAAAGCAGAGUUUCGAGUUGUGGCUGAGGGAAUCGAAAAUAUCAGUGAAGAUUUACUGGACAGCGAUGAUGGUUUGUUGUUUUCUUUUAAGCUCAUAAAAGCAGUGGUUUAUUUAUUUAUAUAUCUUUAUUUAUUUUUAUUUAUUUAUUUAUUUAUCAGCGAUAUUUAUGCAGGCUGGCCCAGUUCAGCUUCAAGCUGGUUUGAAUGGGGGCCUGCUUAAGACAUAGAACAAAAUUUUUUUAGAAAUAUAAAAUACAAAGGGAGCCUACAACACAGAUAAUUUACACAUAAGAUAUACAAUAUACGUUACAUUACAAAGAAUAUUACAUCAAUUACAAUAAUGAUGUUUGAUAAGUUUCUCAAAAUUAAGUAGAGAAGUUGUUUCGCAGUUUACUAGUUAGAGUAUUUCUUGCCUUUGCACCUUUGUAGCGAAAGGAACCUUGACAUUUAGAUGUUAUGCCAUGGAGGGGUAAUCGAAAAAGGUCUCUAUAUCUGGUAUUAUAGGCAUGAUAUCGGCGGGAAAAACCAGUUUCAUUCAAAAGAUAGGUGAAAACGAGACCGUGUAGGCACUUAAAAAGUUGCAGGCAAGUGUGAUAUUUCCUGCGAUUUUCUAAGGAAGGCCAGCUAAAAGUACUGCCUGUAUUUUCUCCUUUACGCCCUUCGAUGAUACGAGGUGCUCGCAGUUGCAAUCUGUCCAGUGGUCCCGAUUUGUUUUUCUGCAGCCAUCCCAGACUACACAGCUUUAGUCGAACAGUGGAAGUAUCAUGGAGUCAUAGUGUGUGAUACAGGCCUCUCGAGGAAUGACUUUGCAGGCUUUCCCCAGCGUGCCCAGCCUGGCAGAUAUUUUGGAGGCAAUAUGGUCGAUGUGAUCACUCCAAGAGAGGCCUGGAUCGAGCAUGACACUGAGAUACUUGAACUGGUAGACCCUAUUAAAGGUCUUGUCAAAAGCUGAAACGCUAAAAAUAGCAACUCUCGAGAGCCUUUGAGGUUUUCCCACAAGUAUUACUUUUGUUUUAAAGUAGUUAAGAAACAGAUAGUUACUACCUAGCCAGCUUAGGAUGUUUCUUAGAUCGGCAGAAAGGUAACACUCGAUUUCUCUGAUGGAACUACCAUUAAUGAAAAGCAGAGUGUCAUCCGCAUAAAGUUGAGUUUCACUGGGGUUCAGAAAUAACCCUAUUAACACAAAUACUUUGAGUCCGGUUUGAAAGAUAAGUUUUUAACUAUACGACCGAACAAUCAGAAAAACCGAGGGAAAGCAAUUUGUGCAGCAUAAUGUCAUGAUCUAUAGUGUCAAAUGCUUUAAACAGAUCUAAAAAUACCAUUCCUGUGAACUGGCCUUUGUCCAUGUUAUGGAGAAGCUUAUUAGUUAAAAUAUGAAUUGUAUUUGAAUUGUAUUCAUUUAAAAAUUUUGCAUGUUUUUAUCGUAGCUCAUUCGCCUCAACAUAAUACCCUUGUUAAUUACAAACUGUUAUGUUUUCAUUCACAGUAUUUCUGCUUGAGGCACCUGAUCGUUUGUUUGUGUGGAUUGGGAAAAAUGCCAGUUCUCGCGAAAAACAAAAUGCUCUUUCUUAUGCACAAGUAAGUUAGUAAUUAUAAAUGGACGAAUACAUGAAUGAAAUGAGCUAAAGGAAACUUGCCAUGCAUUGCUGACAACAAGCAACAGUAGCUUUCCAUGAGCCUAAAUGUGAUUGGUCGAAUUUUGUCUUAAAUCCCUUUUAAAAUAGUUCUUGUACUGGCUAUUGAACAGGACUUUUUCCUCACUCCGCGGUGAAAUUAAUUUCUGUCUCUUCCUCCGAAAAGUUGUAAGAAAAAUUUGUCUUAUGCGAGAAAGUUGUACCUCAGGUUGCGAUUGGGUCCUGACGGUUACUGACGCAAAGUAUCUGGUCUCCAGAAUUUAGACAUAUUCGAAGCACCGUGUUUCUUGGAUGUUUCGCGGGAAAUGAAUAAUAUCUACACGUGGUGGUUGCCUCCAUGAGUUGAAUUUGCACCCAGACGCAAUGAGCUAUCUCUAGUUCAUUGUAAGUUUUCUGAUAUCGGGAGUGACAUAAAAGUAAGGUGAUGGACUUAUGUAUAAGAUGCCAUCUCUUUAUUUAAUUUCUUUUGUACAGAACUAUCUGAAAGAACAAGGCCAGGAACCAUGUUGUGGAGUUUCGUGUAUGCGAGAAAAGGACGGCAAAUACCCUGCACUGUGGAAAAGGAUCAUCGCUAAACAAAAUACUGCCGAAAAGCGAGAAAAAAGGGGUAAAUAAUCAAGCAUCCUUGAUUAACACGACAUAAACUAGUACGGGAGGAAACUUUUAGUGUUGGAAGGCUAAUACUUGCUGAGGGGUAAAUUUUUGCGCUCUUAUAUUAUCAUAGUUGAUAAAAACCAAACGCGAGCAAGAAUCAAAUUACCUGUUAUCAUGAUACUAGUUUGUAAAGUUUGUUAGACCAUUAAAUCAUUUCUAUGCAAUGCAGAAGGCCAAAACUAAAAUCUGGUGGAAUUCGGGAAAAUGACUUGAAACAGCUUUAAGCAAUGAGCCUAAGUAAUGAGCCUGUGUGUUACUGAGCCUGUGAAAGCCGUGCACUAACUCCUUCAUUUACCAAUGAUAUCCCAUUAAAAUUCUUUGCAGGAGCAGUUGGCAGACGUAAUCAUCAUUUGUAGGAUGCACUUUCUAUUGAGGAGGUCAACCAGUUACGAUAAUUUUUCGUAACAAUUUGGUUUAAUUAUCACGUUUAUGGGGAUAAUGACACUUCAAAGCGCAAGUCUUAGAUAGAGAGAAAGUUUAGGAUAGCACCAGGAAACUGUUUUUUAUUAUGCUUCGGUGGCUUAGAUUAGCCCUUAUAGCUUCAGUUCCCUUUUUGAGGGAACCAUUGCUUUUUUAUAGAUUCCAGUUGUCCAGGGAGGGACUUGCCGGAAAACAAAGAGCUUAUAGAAUAUUGCCAAGAAAAGUUUUUUAAGUCUUUUUGCCGUUGAAUCAUGGAAAUGAAUGCUUUCUUUACUCUUGGUGGCUGUCUUUUAUUUUCUCUGGCUAAUCAGAAAGUUAUAAAGUUUUAGCGCUAAACACCCACCUAAUCUUCUUAACGAUAUGCUCAAAUUCGUCCCGAAUUGGAAAGACUCGCCGCCCCCUUGAACCCAAUUCCCCUCGGCCAAGUGGUCAGCAAGUUAUUUCACCGAUCGACGCACGAUCAUCCUAUAGAUUUCAUCCACAAAAUCGAAGUACCGGUUUCCCUGUUACCCGCAGAUCACUUUAAAGCCAGUGAUUAAAUCUUUUUGCACACGUGUGACCACUGUUUUAAAGUUGUGUUGUGCAAAAUACUAAACGUCAG
Molecule: messenger RNA, 8897 nt
Organism: Pocillopora meandrina
Lineage: Eukaryota; Metazoa; Cnidaria; Anthozoa; Scleractinia; Pocilloporidae
Source: the annotation of a GenBank genome assembly